Molecule: messenger RNA, 3286 nt
Organism: Solanum lycopersicum (tomato)
Lineage: Eukaryota; Viridiplantae; Streptophyta; Magnoliopsida; Solanales; Solanaceae
Product: disease resistance protein Cf-2.2-like
Molecular function (GO): protein binding
Source: RefSeq, a predicted model, not a curated record
AGCAAAUUUGGAAAAAACGUGUGUCUUGUUGAUCUUUAAUUAGUAUAAGUUACGUACAAUAUCCUAUUGAAUCGGAAACAAUAAACUCAAACUAUGAUGAUGGUUACUAGCAAAGUAUUCUCUUCACUUCAGUUUUUCACUGUUUUCUACCUCUUUACAGUUGCAUUUGCUUCGACUGAGGAGGCAACUGCCCUCUUGAAAUGGAAAGCAACUUUCAAGAACCAGAAUAAUUCCUUUUUGGCUUCAUGGACGACAAGUUCUAAUGCAUGCAAGGACUGGUAUGGAGUUGUAUGCUUGAAUGGUAGGGUAAACACGUUGAAUAUUACAAAUGCCAGUGUCAUUGGUACACUUUAUGCUUUUCCAUUUUCAUCCCUCCCUUUUCUCGAGAAUCUUGAUCUUAGCAACAACAAUAUCUCUGGUACCAUUCCACCUGAGAUUGGUAAUCUCACAAAUCUUGUCUAUCUUGACUUGAACACCAAUCAGAUUUCAGGAACAAUUCCACCACAAAUCGGUUCACUAGCCAAGCUUCAGAUCAUCCGCAUAUUUAACAAUCAUUUAAAUGGCUUUAUUCCUGAAGAAAUAGGUUACCUAAGGUCUCUUACUAAGCUAUCUUUGGGUAUCAACUUUCUUAGUGGUUCUAUUCCUGCUUCAUUGGGCAAUAUGACCAACUUGUCUUUUUUAUUUCUUUAUGAAAAUCAGCUUUCUGGCUUUAUUCCUGAAGAAAUAGGUUACCUAAGGUCUCUUACUAAGCUAUCUUUGGAUAUCAACUUUCUUAGUGGUUCCAUUCCUGCUUCAUUGGGGAAUCUGAACAACUUGUCUUUUUUGUAUCUUUACAAUAAUCAACUUUCUGGCUCUAUUCCUGAAGAAAUAGGUUACCUAAGGUCUCUUACUUACCUAGAUUUGGGUGAGAAUGCUCUUAAUGGCUCUAUUCCUGCUUCAUUGGGGAAUCUAAACAACUUGUCUAGGUUGGAUCUUUACAAUAAUAAGCUUUCUGGCUCUAUUCCUGAAGAAAUAGGUUACCUAAGGUCUCUUACUUACCUAGAUUUGGGUGAGAAUGCUCUUAAUGGCUCUAUUCCUGCUUCAUUGGGGAAUCUAAACAACUUGUCUAGGUUGGAUCUUUACAAUAAUAAGCUUUCUGGCUCUAUUCCUGAAGAAAUAGGUUACCUAAGGUCUCUUACUUACCUAGAUUUGGGUGAGAAUGCUCUUAAUGGCUCUAUUCCUGCUUCAUUGGGGAAUCUAAACAACUUGUCUAGGUUGGAUCUUUACAAUAAUAAGCUUUCUGGCUCUAUUCCUGAAGAAAUAAGUUACCUAAGGUCUCUUACUUACCUAGAUUUGGGUGAGAAUGCUCUUAAUGGCUCUAUUCCUGCUUCAUUGGGGAAUCUAAACAACUUGUCUAGGUUGGAUCUUUACAAUAAUAAGCUUUCUGGCUCUAUUCCUGAAGAAAUAGGUUACCUAAGGUCUCUUACUAAACUAUCUUUGGGUAACAACUUUCUUAGUGGUUCUAUUCCUGCUUCAUUGGGGAAUCUGAACAACUUGUUUAUGUUGUAUCUUUACAAUAAUCAGCUUUCUGGCUCUAUUCCUGAAGAAAUAGGUUACUUGAGUUCUCUUACUAAUCUAUAUUUGGGUAAUAACUCUCUUAAUGGACUUAUUCCUGCUUCAUUCGGCAAUAUGAGAAAUCUGCAAGCUCUGUUUCUCAAUGAUAACAAUCUCAUUGGGGAAAUUCCUUCAUUUGUGUGCAAUUUAACAUCACUAGAACUGUUGUAUAUGCCGAGAAACAAUUUGAAGGGAAAAGUUCCGCAAUGUUUGGGUAAUAUCAGUGACCUUCUGGUUUUGUCAAUGUCAUCUAAUAGUUUCAGUGGAGAGCUCCCUUCAUCUAUUUCCAAUUUAACAUCACUAAAAAUACUUGAUUUUGGCAGAAACAAUCUGGAGGGAGCAAUACCACAAUGUUUUGGCAAUAUUAGUAGCCUCCAGGUUUUUGAUAUGCAGAAUAACAAACUUUCUGGGACUCUUCCAACAAAUUUUAGCAUUGGAUGUUCACUGAUAAGUCUCAACUUGCAUGGCAAUGAACUAGAGGAUGAAAUCCCUUGGUCUUUGGACAAUUGCAAAAAGCUGCAAGUUCUUGAUUUAGGAGACAAUCAACUCAACGACACAUUUCCCAUGUGGUUGGGAACUUUGCCAGAGCUGAGAGUUUUAAGGUUGACAUCGAAUAAAUUGCAUGGACCUAUAAGAUCAUCAGGGGCUGAAAUCAUGUUUCCUGAUCUUCGAAUCAUAGAUCUCUCUCGCAAUGCAUUCUCGCAAGACUUACCAACGAGUCUAUUUGAACAUUUGAAAGGGAUGAGGACAGUUGAUAAAACAAUGGAGGUACCAAGUUAUGAAAGAUAUUACGAUGACUCGGUGGUAGUUGUGACAAAGGGAUUGGAGCUUGAAAUUGUGAGAAUUUUGUCUUUGUACACAGUUAUCGAUCUUUCAAGCAACAAAUUUGAAGGACAUAUUCCUUCUGUCCUGGGAGAUCUCAUAGCGAUCCGUGUGCUUAAUGUAUCUCAUAAUGCAUUGCAAGGCUAUAUACCAUCAUCACUUGGAAGUUUAUCUAGAGUGGAAUCACUAGACCUUUCGUUUAACCAACUUUCUGGAGAGAUACCACAACAACUUGCUUCUCUUACGUUUCUUGAAUUCCUAAAUCUCUCCCACAAUUAUCUCCAAGGAUGCAUCCCUCAAGGACCUCAAUUCCGUACCUUUGAGAGCAAUUCAUAUGAAGGUAAUGAUGGAUUACGUGGAUAUCCAGUUUCAAAAGGUUGUGGCAAAGAUCCUGUGUCAGAGACAAACUAUACAGUGUCUGCGCUAGAAGAUCAAGAAAGCAAUUCUAAAUUUUUCAAUGAUUUUUGGAAAGCAGCUCUGAUGGGCUAUGGAAGUGGACUGUGUAUUGGCAUAUCCAUAAUAUAUUUCUUGAUCUCGACUGGAAAUCUAAGAUGGCUUGCAAGAAUCAUUGAAGAACUGGAACACAAAAUUAUUAUGCAAAGGAGGAAGAAGCAGCGAGGUCAAAGAAAUUACAGAAGAAGAAAUAAUCGCUUCUAGACAAGUUACCAAAUACAGAAAGAUUUGAUUUCAGAACUUCAGAUUUUCAGGAGCCAAGAAUUAGAAGACGCUGGUGUAAAGGAUUUGCUUCUUCCUAUGUUGCAGCUUAUGAUUGUUGGAUUUGAUUUUUAGUUUUAUAAGGUUUUCUUCAGUUGGGAAAAUGUAAUAUUUUGAAUUUUGAUGAUAUACAAUAAAUGUUGUGUUUGUUGAAUGA